Molecule: messenger RNA, 858 nt
Organism: Sugiyamaella lignohabitans
Lineage: Eukaryota; Fungi; Ascomycota; Dipodascomycetes; Dipodascales; Trichomonascaceae
Gene: NFU1
Product: Nfu1p
Exons: 1
Coding region: 1-858 (285 amino acids)
Biological process (GO): iron-sulfur cluster assembly
Cellular component (GO): mitochondrion
Molecular function (GO): iron ion binding; iron-sulfur cluster binding
Source: RefSeq, a predicted model, not a curated record
AUGUACAGAGUUCAGAGACUGAAUCGUUUGGUACAAACUGUUUCCGGAGUGGCAUCCCUGGCUGGUUCGACUGGUUUGAGGACGGCAGCUGGUGCUGGUGGUCGGUGCUAUUACCACCGCCCGGCGGUGAUGGGAUCCAGGUUACAAGCGACUAAAUCGAGGUUCGUGCCUCUGGUAUCGUCGAGGUCCAUGUAUAUUCAGACGUCGGCGACCCCUAAUGACGAUGCACUUAAAUUUUUACCGUCACAGGAAGUUCUUGGAGACGGUGCUCGUACGAUUGAGUACUUAUCAGGUCGAGACGCACAUUCGUCGCCACUGGCUCGUAAACUAUUUGCAGUUGAUGGAGUAAGAUCAGUGAUGUUUGGUCCUGAUUUCAUUACCGUUGAAAAGGACCCGGAAUCCAACUGGAUCUAUCUCAAGCCCGAGAUCUUUUCACUGCUGACUGAACAUUUAUCGGCAGGAGGGCCAGUGGUUCUUGAGGGUACAGAGGCUGCUUCUGAUACCUUGCCCUCAGAAGAAGAUUCGGAAGUAGUAAGCAUGAUUAAAGAGCUCAUUGACACGCGGAUCCGACCGGCUAUUCAAGAAGACGGUGGAGAUCUCGAGUACCGCGGGUUCACGGACGACGGUAUUGUCCAACUCAAACUGCGAGGUGCCUGUCGGUCGUGUGACUCGUCUUCUGUCACUCUAAAGAACGGUAUAGAGUCCAUGCUCAUGCACUACGUCGAAGAAGUCACCGGAGUCGAACAAGUGCUCGACCCCGAAGAAGAGGUUUCCCUCAAAGAGUUCGACAAGCUCGAGAAAAAGCUCGAAGCCGCCAAACAAUCGGCCCCCGAAGACCAAAUGGCCCCCUCCCUCUAA